CGCAGUUGAAGAGCAGCAAGCAACGCAAGCAAAUGGCGAUAACAAUAACGAAUGACAAAAAUACGUCAAGGAAGAUUAUAACAAAGCAGAUGAGUCGUUAAGAACAAGAAAUAUCUUAAUCGUUAUGGAUGACAGCAAAAAGGCAUUUAUUGACCGGUUUGUGCAAUCAGUAGUCCACCAUGGUCCAUCACUGAUCACAUUGACAAGAGAUGAACAAGGAGAUGGGCAAGGUUCAGCCACAGACUUCCUUCAUCCUGCCACAGAGAACAGUUCUGCCUUGAACUACUUCAAGAACAGGCUUCAUGUAAGCACCCCCAUGGAUUCUAAAAGUAAAUUUUUGGAAGCAAUGAGUGAAAUAGAUCAGAAAUCUGGGAUGAAAAUGGGGAUGUACCACUUAUCAGAUAGUCAGCAAGACAUGAAACGAUGUGAAGAUGAAGAUUUCCACCUCAGAGUAAAACAACUCAUUGCCUCCAAGGCUGACUUGUUGUUCUCCAUGGAAGGAAAGGGUAAAUUAAGGAGAGGAAUUGACUAUGGCAUGCAUUCAAACCAAGAAGUGUUAGAUCUCUAUGCUGAUGCACCUCCUCUUGAAACACUAAUGGAGGUUCCUUUACAUGUCCGAAGGAAACGGCUGUUGAAUUGUUUAAAUGAAGGAGACAUUGUCAUUGGUAAGGUAGCUUUCAAAAGACCAUUUGGUAUCACAGUGACACUGACUAUGCUGGAGUUUGGUUGCAAAAGGGAUUUCACUGAUCUGGAUAUACAGGCCCAGUGUAAAGUAUCUGAGUUAAAUGAUUCAGAAAUGUCCAGGGAAUACAAAGAUCCUACUGAUGCUUAUCUUGUUGGUGAUGUUGUCAGAGGAGUAAUCACAAUUGUGAAUCAGCAAGAGGGGAGAGUCUUCAUUUCAUUCAAACAAUCGAGAUUACCUGAAGAACAUAAACACUUACAUCUGGGUGUUAUUGAUGAUCAAGAUAAAAGUGUUAAGAGGUUACUGAGUUAUCCAGAGGGACUGGGGUUUGAAGAACAUCUGAAAAUGAGCAAAGGCUUUAACAACCCGAGAAAUAUUGAUACACUCAUUGAUGUGCUUGGUAUUGAUACAUCUGCCCCCUGCUCCCUGUUAAGAGGAUUCCAAAGGUAUAAUUGUCCUGAAGAGGAAUAUGCAGAACAGCUAAGAAGACAACAAUCUGCCAAGUGGUCAAUGGAUACCACUGCCAAGGGAGUGGAACAUUUUAAGACAGGAAAUUAUGAUACUGCCUUGAAAUACUUCAAGCAUGCACUGCAAAUUGAUGGUAAAAAUGUUGAGGCAAUGGUGGCACAAGGAGCUCUGUUUGCCAACCAAGACCAGCUUACCACUGCUGUUAAGAAUUUUAAGGAUGCACUAAAAAUUUGUCCAAGCCACAGGAAUGCCAACAAAUAUCUCACAGCAACUCUUGUGGAACUUGGAAUACAACAAGAAAAAGAAGGUCUUUUGAAAGAAGCCAUGCAGACUUUCAAAGAAGCACUGGGACUAGAUUUUAACCAGAAAACUGCAAAAGAGCAUCUGGAAAAUUUAGAGCAACAAGUUAAACUGAUGGAGCAGAAGAAAUCACAGGCUGCAACAAGGGCUGACAAAGGGCUCAAGAGCAGAUUCAGUCAUGUGCGAGAGCUCAUACUGGAGGAACAAAGUCAGGCAAGGAAGAAACAAAAACGAAAACACAGAAAGAAGAAAACAGUUGAACAUCAGAAGAAGAAAAAGAAAAAGAAAGCAAGAGUGAGAGUUGGACAUCAUUCAAAGCAAUCAUCUAGCUCAUCAUCUCAGAGCUCAAGCGAAUCUUCCAGUAGUGAAAGUGAAUCUUCAACACAGUCAAGUGGCAGUGAUGAAUGGGUAGAAAGUACUGCAGUUGAAAACAAAACUAAAAUAGAUAAAAAGAAACACAAACAUUCUAAAAGACAACAGAGGUUAAGUCAGAAUGUGAGAGAAAGUCAUGUUCGUGCCGACAGGUCAAAAAACAACAAAUAUUCACGUGAAAUUCAUCAUUGGACUGAUUCUGAUUUAAUAGAUGUAAGCAAAAAACCCAGCCCAAGGCAAACAAGACUGAAGGCUGAAGAAAGAGAAAGAAGAAAAAGCCCUCAUCCUUUAAAGUCAUCUGUAAGUUCCAGCAUUGAUGGAGAGAAGGUGAAACAAUAUAAAGAUGAUAAAGAAUCAAUGGAAAGUAGAUCUAGAAAAAGAAAAAACAGUGAGCAAGAGUCUUAUAAACAAGAAAGCAAGGAUUCAAUGUGUUCAAAAAGAGCUCAGUUAUCAGAUAACAAUGGUUCUGCAUCAUCCAACAUCAGUGAGAAUUCUAUCACAGGAAUGCUGAAGAGAAUCAGAGAGCAUAGUGACAAAAAUGACAGGUUGAAGGAGACAAAUGCAAGAGAAACCUCAGGUGCCAGUUCAAAUUAUAAGUAUGCUGCUGCUACUGACGAAGGAAGUAGAGGAAGAGCACCCAGCUCCAAAAAGGAGAAGAACAAUGCAGAGAAAGUUAAAGAAGGCUCUGUAACUAAGGCACAAAAUGUUAGUGCAGUCCAUUUUCCUGACUCAACAGAUGCUUAUGGGAAUGCUAGAAGUUCGAAUACAAACACUAAAUCAAAAUUCCUCCAUGCACAAAAUCAGCAUAGUGAGUUCAUGUGGGACAGGAAACCAUCACUGGUUACUUAUGAGGCAAGUUCUGAUGAAGAACAAGUCACUUCACACAUUUAACAAUUAGUCUAAAAUAUUGUAUAUGGUGAAUUUGUUCAAAUGAAUCAGGAAGUGAUUAGUAAGCCUCCUAAAUUUUAAAUGUUACCAAUAAUGUCAAAUUUUAUUGCGGAGCCUUUAAAUGGGGGGAUUCUCAUUGCCUUGUCUGAAGAUUAUCACAGGAGUGGGUUAGUUUUUAUAGAGGGGAAAAGAAAAUAUCUGGAAAAUUACAAUUUCUGUGGGGACUUCUCACACACCCCAGCUUUCCCCAGCCUUAACCCUUUAACUCCCAAGAUCUGAUUGUUUCUUCUCCCCUCUAGCUGCUGCACAUUUCCUUGUAAAUUGUUUAUGAGAAUUUGGUGUUCAAUCAGAGUA
Molecule: messenger RNA, 3064 nt
Organism: Pocillopora verrucosa
Lineage: Eukaryota; Metazoa; Cnidaria; Anthozoa; Scleractinia; Pocilloporidae
Product: tetratricopeptide repeat protein 14
Molecular function (GO): nucleic acid binding; protein binding
Source: RefSeq, a predicted model, not a curated record